AGUCGGCAUACACUUGUCAGUCUAUGUGAACUCCCUGCAUCUGCAAAGGGAGUGGAUUUGCCAUCCCUUCCCCCAUCACCACCACCAUCACCGCCGGACCAGUGAACACCAGGCUCGGUACAUCAUUUCACCGUGAUGGCAAAUGAAUUCCCAGAAAGCAGAGAAGGAACUGCCAACUCACGCCAUGCCAACCUCACGUCGUCUCUAGACUUGAGCACGUCUCUAGAUCACAGUGUGCAGACGCGGAUCUUUAAAAUCAUUGUCAUCGGGGACUCAAAUGUGGGCAAGACCUGUUUAACCUUCCGCUUCACCGGCGGAGCCUUUCCCUGUAAGACCGAAGCCACCAUCGGCGUGGAUUUCAGGGAGAAAGCCGUGGAGAUCGAGGGCGAGAAAAUAAAGGUGCAAGUAUGGGACACAGCGGGCCAGGAGCGCUUUCGGAAGAGCAUGGUGGAGCACUACUACCGCAAUGUGCAUGCUGUCGUAUUUGUAUACGACGUCACAAAAAUGGCCUCAUUCCAGAACCUAAAGACCUGGAUUCAGGAGUGUAACGGGCACGGGGUGUCAUCCUCGGUGCCUCGUGUUCUGGUGGGCAACAAAUGCGACCUAGUUGACCAGAUCCAGGUCCCUUCCAACACUGCCCUCAAGUUUGCAGAUGCCCAUAACAUGCUACUGUUUGAAACAUCAGCCAAAGACCCCAAGGAGAGCCAGAACGUGGACUCCAUUUUCAUGUGCCUGGCGUGUCGUCUAAAAGCCCAAAAGUACCUGAUCUACAGAGACGUGGAGAGAGAAGACGGCAGAGUGAGGCUGAAACAUCAGCCCGACCCUAAGAGUAACUGUCCUUGUUGAGGACCCUAAACUGUGAAAUUAUUAACAUUGAUAAUUCACAAUGCAAAAAUGUGCCUGCAACUAAUUUUAGUUACUUUAUGACAGCUGCUCCAUGAACUCUCUUUGUGUGUGUGUGUGUGUGUGUGUGUGGUUAUCUUUCAUGUUCUUUUCUUCAUUACACCAUCACUAAAAAGGCAAAUCCCACAAAACCUGUCAAGAACAUGUUGAAGUUGUGUCAUUUCAAAAUCACAGAAAGAAAUGAUAAAUUACAUUUUGCUAAAAAAAAACACUUAUGCCUUUUAAGACUUAUGCCUUUGUUUUUGCAUUGUGACAUUAUUUUUAUGACAAUUAAGCACACUUUCCCUAUUACCAUAAUGCAAAAAUAUUAAUAUAUUAUGUACUUCCUUCAAUUUAUGCUGAUUUAAAAAAAAAAAAAAAAAAUGUAUUUCAGUGAUGAGACUCUAAUGACAAUCAUCAGUUUUAAAAACAUACAAAAUCAUCCAUUAAAAGUAAAACAUUCAAAACAUUAUUUUGAGAUUUCUGGUGAGGAAAUGUGUUGAAUUUCCAUUAAAAAAAUUAUAAUAAUGUCAAAGUGCAAAAAAUGCUGUUAGCCCUAUAAUAUGUUCCAUUUUAUUAAUAAAAAAAUAAUGCAACCUGGACAUGACUUUACACAAGAUUUCACCCAUGUUUAACAGAUAUAUCUUCAAUCCCUCAUGCUUAAUUCGGGGCACACUUUACCACUUAAGCAAUCUUUAAAGGUCUGAAGAAACGUGGCAUUUGUUGGUUUACAGUCAUUUGUUUCAGUCACACAUUUGUUUGGAUUCAUCCAUCAGCAUACAACCAGAUAAGAUAUUACUUAGUGGAAUAUGGUAUAACAUCUCCAGCAUAAUUGGCUGAUGGUCUUAAUGUUUUAGCUGUCAGGAACUGCACAUACUGUAGAAUCUGAAGAGUCACAAUGAUCAUUCAUUCAUUCAUUUGCCACCAUUGCAAGUUAUUUCUCAUUGCCUUGUGGUUACUCACUGCUAAAAUAUUUCUAAUAUUUAUCCCUCACUAACUGCAUGGAUACAUUUGAAACCUGUUCAAAUUAUGAAACUAGAUUAUGAUGAUUAGCAUUAAAUAGUGACCUAAAUGUUGAUGUAAUCUGAUAACACUCAUAAUUGACCACAUGCUCAUUUCCAUGCACCUUGGGAAAGAGUGAAACCGUGUGGGAAGUUUUAUGUAGCAUCACAGUAUUUCACCAGCUUAAGGUGGUUCUGCCAAAUGCAUAAACACUAAUGUGCAAAAGCAAGGUUCAAACAGGCCAGUGAUUGUUACAUUUCUAUUCAAAAGACCCAGAAAAGAAUGAUUUUAACUUGACAAAGAAUAGCAGUAUGAGCGUUUCUGUGGAAGGGGUUGCUGAUAAUGUGGAAAUGUUGAUUAUGGAAUGUGCGAGUGCAAUUUGGUGCACCUGUAAUUGUUUUUGUUUUGAUUUUUUUUUUUUUUUUUUUUUUGUAACCUCUAUCCUCUGCUUAUUCAGUCCUUUUGGUUCUACAGAGGAAGUUGCAGUUUUCUGUGUGGUUUCAAAUGCUUUCAGAUCCGUAAGAGAAUUCUCUGGUUUCAACUGUGUUAGGCUUAUAUCUGCUGAAGAGCUUGAAGCCUUAUUAUUUGUCUUGUUUUGUGCUCUUGUGUGACAUGUUACAGUAUGUAUGUUUGAUUUUGAGCACCAAAUUAAAUCUCUGAUAUCCUGAA
Messenger RNA from Cyprinus carpio (common carp), 2553 nucleotides. RefSeq names its product RAB33A, member RAS oncogene family (gene rab33a). Gene Ontology annotation, molecular function: GTPase activity; GTP binding. Gene Ontology annotation, biological process: Rab protein signal transduction. Gene Ontology annotation, cellular component: Golgi apparatus; endosome. The record is from RefSeq and is a predicted model, not a curated record. Lineage: Eukaryota; Metazoa; Chordata; Actinopteri; Cypriniformes; Cyprinidae.